GUUCUUCUUUUGCAUGCUUGGAGCCUGGAAAGCCGAAGCCGAGAGUCCCAGAUCUUAAAUAGACAACGUGCCGCGUCGUACUACGAACAGCCGGUUACCCUUAUUGCAAGCCGGAACAGAUAUCACUCACUAUUAGUUUUGCAAUCCAGUCUCAGAAUGGCGGACUUUUCUGAAUAUACCGGUCCUAGUGAGGAGUGGAUCGCUGUCGAGCGGUCUCUCCCCCCUUUACCGCAGGAUCUUACGAUCGAGCAGUUGAAGGAUGCACAGAACAAGGGCCGUGAGGACUUUGCCGCGCAGGAGAUGGUCGAGCAGGGCCUGCACCCCAAGGUUACACUGCGCGACUUCGGCAUCCCGGCUCGUGAUGGCUUCACCAUCGAAGCACGCAGUUACCGCCCCGCAGGUGUAGGCCCAACACAGCGUCUCCCUGUAUACAUUCAUCUGCAUGGCGGUGGUUUCCUCUUCGGCACACUGUCAUCGGAGGAUGCUAGCUGCGCGCGGAUCGUCGUCUCUCUAGCGGAGACUGGCCUUCCGGUUGUCGUGGUGAACGUCAACUACCGCCACACUCCAGAAUACAAGUACCCAACAGCGUGGGAGGACGUGGAAGACGCCUUCCACUGGAUCCAUGACCAUAUUGAAGCAAUUGGCGGUGACGGAGCGAAUCUCGUUAUGGGUGGUAUCUCCGCCGGGGCUUGGCUGACUGCCUCCACUGCUCUUGCACAGCAUCUGGGACAAGACAAGGAGCUGGCGGCUCGGCCCAGGAUCAAGGGGCAGGUCCUCAUGAUUCCUCCUCUCGUGCAUUAUGACUGCUAUGAGUCGCAGCUCAAGCGGUUGCGGGACCCUCAAGUUUCUAGCUGGGUGGAGAAUUGCAACGCGCCUUUUCUCCCGUUGGAGCGGAUGAAGCUGUUUAUGAGACUGCUAGGAAUUGAGAGCGUAAAAAGUCUCGCUGGAGACCUAAGAUUAAACCCGGGAAAUGCGACUGCUGAACAGGUCCGCGGAUUGCCUCCGGUUACGUUUGGGAUUGCCGGGUUGGAUCCACUGCGAGACGGGGCGUUGUUUUAUGCGCAGCUGCUUAGUGAAACUGGAGUGCCCACUCGCACGAAUGUCUUCAAAGGCGUUCCUCAUGGAUUCCGUCGAUACGGGGAUCGGCUGUCUGCUUCUAAGAAGUGGGACGAAGUGAUGGUGGAGGGUAUCAGAUUUGCGCUUUCAGACCCCGUUCCGGAGCCGUUUGUGAUUCAGGUCUUUUGAUGACUUGGAAUAAGAAAGCAAGGUAAGUGUAUCAGAUAUAGUCUCGAUGAAGCCCCGAGAAUCGAUAGACUAUUUGAACAAUAUAGAUGACUGGUCAUAAACCAUCCUUCCAGUCAGGUCUAUCUAUCGAUACCUUCCUCCGACAUACGCAGAAUAGUACUCCUUAGUUUCUCAGUAGUGGGUUUCAUGGGGUAGUUUGUGAAGUUCUAAACUUGUGCUGUGUGUUGCUUGUUAUAGGCGAAGAUUUAAAAUAUAUGUAUGGAGUAUGGAGUAGACAUGGGCAUGAUUCAGUGUUGACAGUUAAUACAC
Aspergillus ochraceoroseus IBT 24754 is the source of this 1554-nucleotide messenger RNA. Its product is annotated as alpha/beta hydrolase. The coding region runs from base 157 to 1245 and encodes 362 amino acids. The transcript is spliced from 3 exons. Lineage: Eukaryota; Fungi; Ascomycota; Eurotiomycetes; Eurotiales; Aspergillaceae. The record is from RefSeq and is a predicted model, not a curated record. Gene Ontology annotation, molecular function: hydrolase activity.